Messenger RNA from Oryctolagus cuniculus (rabbit), 2373 nucleotides. The record is from RefSeq and is a predicted model, not a curated record. NCBI's taxonomy places the organism in Eukaryota, Metazoa, Chordata, Mammalia, Lagomorpha, Leporidae.
GCGUGCGUGGGCUGGAUCGGUGGAACACUGCAGGGUUGGGGCUUCAGCGGCCUGCGAGCGUCCCCGAGAGGUCAAAGGUCUCCGGAGCCAGUCCCGGGAGGCCUCUUUGUUCGCCGCCGCAGGCCAGGGGGCGGGGUCGCGGAAGUGGGUCAGCCCCGCCCCGCCGCGCGCCGGCCACGCCUCCGCGCACGUGGGCGGAGGACUGCGGACUGGGAAACGUGGCGACCAAUCGGCGCGCGCGGCGCCAGCGCGCGGCAGGAGGCGGAGCCGCGGUAGGCCCAGCCCCCAGCUCAUGAAUAUGCGGCAUGGCCACCCCCUCUGCGGUCUCGGAUUGGCCCGCGCAGCGCAGGGGGCGGCAUCAGGGGGCGGGGCCUGGCAGCGGAGUAUAUAGGUCCGGGCUCGCGGGCGCCCCCCUUCACUCGCACGUUAGGAGGCUCGUGUCGUUGCCGCGUUCCGGUUUUCCGUGCCGCCAUGGCGUCGGACGAGGGCAAGCUGUUCGUGGGCGGCCUGAGCUUCGACACGAACGAGCGGUCGCUGGAGCAGGUGUUCUCCAAGUACGGGCAGAUCGCGGAAGUGGUGGUCGUGAAAGACCGGGAGACGCAGCGCUCGCGGGGCUUCGGCUUCGUCACCUUCGAGAACGUCGACGACGCCAAGGACGCCAUGAUGGCCAUGAACGGCAAGUCCGUGGACGGGCGGCAGAUCCGCGUGGACCAGGCCGGCAAGGCGGCGGACGGCCGCUCCCGAGGGUACCGAGGAGGCCCCGCCGGGGGCCGGGGCUUCUUCCGCGGGGGCCGCGGCCGCGGGCCGUCCAGAGGAGGCGGGGACCGCGGCUACGGGGGCAGCCGGUUCGAGUCCCGGAGCGGGGGCUACGGAGGCUCGAGGGACUACUACGGCAGCCGGAGCCAGGGCGGCGGCUACGGGGACCGGAGCUCGGGCGGCUCCUACAGAGACGGCUACGACAGCUACGCUGCCCACGAGUAAAGUCCUGCUCGAGACGUCCCGCCCGCGGCUCUGAGGAUUGCGGAGCCCCGCCCGGCCGUCCCGUGUGGCGCACGCCCCUCCCGUGCGCACCGCGGCGGCCGCGGCUCCGCUGGCCCGGGACCGGCUGUGCGGGGUCGCGGCUCUGCUGGCCGCCCUGGGCCCUGGCCGGUGUUUUUCCUCCAGAAACAGCCGGGGUGGCGUGGGUGUUCGGGUCUCACUUCCUCGAGUUUUGCUUUUUGGUUUUUGUUUUUGGGGUUUUGUACGGCUCUCUGCUCCUUUGGAACGCGGCGUCCACUCAGGGCGGCCGGCUGCGGCUUUCCCAGCCCCGUGGAGUGUGGUGUGGUGGACGCCACGCGGGGCGGCCCCCGUGGGGCUCUGAAGACUGUGCCGCGGCGGCCGUGCGGCUGUACGCGGUUCCCCUGGCUCACGAAGCCGAUUAAAGCCCGUGUGACACCUUCCCCACGCUCCCGUUGAUUGCGCACACUCGCGGGGCGCGCGCGCGGCCGGAGCGAGGAGGGCCAGGGCCUGGGCAGCUCGGGGGGCCAGCGCCCAGCGCCCAGCGCCCAGCGCGGUGCCCGGGGCGGGGCGGGGCGGAGCAGGGCGGCGGAGUGGCGACCUGGGCGCCGCAGGGGCUCGGCCGUCCCUUGAGGCCCACGGACGCCGCGGCCUGGAGGACGGAGCGCUGCGCCCGGCACCGCCGCGCCCUGGCUGGCCCCCGUGGACGCGGCCCUGUAGCUCGAGGUAACCGCUGCUGGCGCCCCCUCGAGCCCCCUGAGGCAGCACCCCAGGGGCUUCCUGCGGCUGGUUUCCGCCUUUUCCUUUUUUCCUUUUUUCAAAUGUUUUAAAUGAAGCCGGCGUGGAGUCUGGCCCGGCUGUCGCCCCCCCCCCCCCCCGCCUGCAGCGACCCGGAAGAGCUUGGAGACCCGAACCUGGCCCCCAGGUCCUUGUUGGAGGACAGUCUGACAGGCCGAGCCGAGCUCUCAGGCCGGUGGACACCACACCAGUCUGAGCAGCCCCGGCCCAGUGGGCGGUGCUGGCCCUGGCCACGCCCUCCCAGGCCCGGCCCAGGCGGCCCCCGACAGCCUGGAGACCCCUGGGAGCGUGGGCGGUGUGGGCGGGGCGCUCCGGGGCCGGGGGUCACGGUCCUGUGCUUGGCAGGUUGAAGGGGACCCCGCCGGGGCGCGGGGCGCGGGCACGGUGAGCAGUUUCCAGGACCCCACGAGCCGCUGGCCCACCGGGACCCGAUCUGGAGCCGCGACACAGGCGCCUGACCCCAGGCUGGAGCCGCCGGGUGCUUCCAGGAGCGGCUUCCCCUGCGGGCUCCGCGCGGGGCCCCCAGCGCCCCUGGCGCCCGUGGAGUCGGAUUUGAAUAAAGGCGCUCGUGUGCACCCA